This is a messenger RNA of Tachysurus vachellii, 4229 nucleotides long. Its product is annotated as golgin subfamily A member 6-like protein 6. Bases 78 to 2702 code for a protein of 874 amino acids. Gene Ontology annotation, molecular function: GTP binding. The record is from RefSeq and is a predicted model, not a curated record. NCBI's taxonomy places the organism in Eukaryota, Metazoa, Chordata, Actinopteri, Siluriformes, Bagridae. The transcript has 5 exons.
GCUUGAGUUAGAAGUUGGGGGUGAGAUAGGCAGCUCAAAUUCUGCUUUCGUUUUUGAGUAUGCAUGGCUGAUAGGAAAUGGCGUCGAAAAAAGAUCCAGCAUGGCAUUGGAAGAGGAGGAAGAGUAAGAGCCUAUCUCCAAUAAAUCCAGCAUGGCAUAGGAAGAGAAGAAAGAGUAAGAGCCCACCUCCAAGAAUGCCAGGAAGUGAUUCCUCAUUGCCAGUGUUGAACUUGGUGUUGUGUGGAAGUGAUGAAGCACUAAAGACCUCAGUAUCAGAUCUAAUAUUAGAGGAUGUGAAGACUGGAGAAGUCUGUGGUCAUCGUCUCAGGCUGGAGGUGAUACCAGCUCUCUACAACACUCAUCUCUCAGAUGAGGAAGUGAUGCAGGAGAUUCUUCGCUGUAUCUCUCUUGAUAAUCCUGUCCAUGCUUUUCUUUUCAUCAUUCCUGUUGGUCCUGUCACAGAUGAUGACAAAGGAGAAAUAGAGACAAUCCAGAGAACCUUUGGUACAAAAGUCUGUGAUCAUAGUUUAGUUCUUUUUACCAACAAGAACUUUAAUGAAGCUGCUGCAAGUAACUUUGUAGAGCAAAGUUCAGAAAUGGAAGAACUUCGACACAUGUGUGGGGACAGAUAUAUGAUCUUGGAGAAAGGAAAAAAAAAUAAAUACAAACAGGUGACAGAACUGAUAGAGAGAGUAACACAUAUGAAGAAGAUUUAUUCUCUCCAAAUGUAUAUUGAGGCACAGAAAGAUGGAGUUAAACAGCCACUAGAGGAUGAAUUGACUGAAAUGAAGAAGACAAAAGCAAAACAACAGGAAACAUGUGCAGAGGGUGAAAACUCCAACUGUUUGAGAUUAUUACUGAUUGGGAAAACAGGAAAUGGAAAGAGUGCAACAGGAAACACUAUUCUAGGAAGAGAAGAAUUUGAGAGUGAAAUGAGCUUGACAUCUGUGACAAAAAUGUGUCAGAAGGGAUUGGGAGAAGUACAGGGCAGAUCAGUAGCUGUUGUGGACACUCCAGGACUCUUUGACUCCACACUCUCAAAUGAAGAAGUAACAGAAGAAAUUGUGAAAUGUGUCUCAAUGGUGGCACCAGGACCACAUGCCUUCAUCAUUGUGCUGAGUUUGGGAAGGUUUACUGAUGAAGAGAAGCAAACACUGAAUCUGAUUAAGAAGGUGUUUGGUCCUGAUGCUGUAAAGUACAGUAUGGUGCUGUUUACUGGAGGAGAUAAACUGAAAAAUAAAACAUUUCAUGAUUAUCUUAAAACUGGUAAUAAUCCACAUGUGAACAGUCUAAUCAGAGACUGUGGUGGAAGAGCUCACUUGUUUAAUAACAAUAUAGAAGAUACCAAACAAGUUAGUGAGCUUCUCAAAAUGAUCGAAGAAAUGAUAAAGUUCAACAGGGACAAUUACUUUACUAAUGAGAUGUUUGAGAAAGCAGAGAUGUCAAUACAACAGAAACAGAAGGAGAUGCUAAAAGAGAUAAAGGAGCAGAUGCAAGCUGAAGGAGAGGCUCUGAAGGACAGAUAUGAAGAAGAACUGGAACAGAUGAGGAAUAAUAUGGAGAAAGAGAGAGAGAGAUUGGAAAAGGAAAGAUGUAAAAGGGAAAAAAUAUUUAAGGAGAGGGAAGAAAAAAUGAGGCGAGAAUAUGAGAAGAAAGAAGAAGAAGAGAAAGAGAAAUGGUUGAAAGAGAACCAAAGAAGAGAAGAAGAGGAAAAACGACAGACUGCAGAAAAUAAUCACAUGAUGGAGGAGAUGAGGAAAGAACUAGAACAUCAAAAAGUUAAAUUUCUCCAACAGCAAACUGAAAGAGAUGAGGAAGACAGAAAAAGGGCAGAGAGAGAGAGAGAGGAUAAAGAACGCUUUGAACAACAACAAAAGGAAACAAUUACACAAAUAAAACUCAAACAGGAAGAAGAAGUCCGAAGGAGAGAUGAGGAAGAACAAAAGAGAAGAAAAAAACAGGAAGAAGAGAAAGAAAACUGGAAGAGAAAAAUGAAGGAGGCUGAAAAUGAUAAAAAAGAAAUCAAGGAAGAAAUUGAAAGGAAACUGAGAGAAUUGGAAAUGAGAUGGAAAGAACAGAUGGAAGAGAAAGAGAAAGAAUACAAGAGAACAAAAGAGAGACAUGCUGAAGAACUGAGAGCACAAGAGAAAAAUCAGGAGAAAAUGAGGAAAAGAUUUGAAAAGGAAAGAGAAAAAGAGAGAAAUGAGUGGCAGGAGACAGAAAGGAGGAAACGAGAGCAAAUAAAGAGAGAGUAUCAGGAAAGUAAAGAGAAAAUAAAGCAGGAGUAUGAAGAACGGGAAAAAAUAAGGAAAGAAGAAUGGAAUAAAAGAAUCCAAGAAGACAAUAAAAGAAGAGAAGAGGAGCAAAAGAGUCUACAGAGACUGAAAGAAAGGAUGGAAGCAGAAAGGCAAGAGGAAAUGAAAAGGAGAGAGAAAGAAGAUAAAGAGAGAAAAGAAAAAGCAGACAGAGACUAUGAGGAAAUGAAAAAUGACUAUGAGAAGAAAAUGAAAAAAAUGGAGACCAAACAUCAGGAUGAGGCUAGAAAAAAAGCAGAGCAGAUUAAUGACCUAGAGGCAAAAUAUGAACAUCACAUACAAGACUUGAUUAGCAAACAUCACCAUGAAUAUAAACUUAUCAGUGAUCUGUAUGAAAGUACAAAUAAAAGGCAACAUAAAAGAGGAGAGAAGUGCAUUAUCACCUAAGAGCUUGGUCAUUUCUGCCAUUGACAUUCACAUGAUAUAAAAAAACAUUUAAAAAUAAAACAACAGAAUUAAUAAAGAGCCCCCCGGCUGAUGAUCAUGUCUACAUUUGAACCUUAUUGCAACUGAUCGUACGCUUGAUGUCUGUUCACAGGAGAGGAUUGUUUUACAAACCUAUAGUUUCAGUGAUAUUCAGUGUUGUCAUGUUUAAUGUUCUUGUGUGCUUCAUUUUACAACUUACAUGGUACCAAAUUGUGUUUAGUGUGUGAUUUUAAACAUCUUUGUACCUGCAGCAUGUAAUGCACAAAUGCCUUAAACAGUGAGGGUGGAGGGUGUGGAGUUUCUAAAAAGAUGUAGGACUGUUUACAGUCUGUGCAGCUUUAUCCUGGUGUUAGAGUAAAUAAUACAAGGCCUAAACUCUGUGUUCUUUUUCAAGAAUAAAGAACAACAAAGACCUUUCGUAGAUAAACGGAGCCAAACAUUUAUUUCUAAUUCACUGCUCCUGACCUCCAGUGAGACCUUCAACAAAGUCAUUAGAUACUACCAUACAGUACCUUUUCUUCUUCUUCCCUUUUUACAAGUUGGAACUGUUAGCCAACACUGCUUUGCUUUCAGAAAAAGAAAUAUGUCACAAACAGCCUUUGACUUAUAGGAGAGGAUCAUAUUCCUCCUGCUGUUAUUAUAAUGAUUGCUGUGCAUUUGUUCCUUGUCAGACCUUCAGAGAAUCUGAAUGGUUACAGAGCUAUAAUGUAAGAGGAAAACUUCAGGAAAAGUUUGGCAAGUCGGCAUCUUGUGAUGAUUCAACAGUCACUGAAUUCUUUGUGAUGUGUGGAGGUCGUCUUUGACAUUUCCUUAUUCUGUUGAACUGUGAAACUGCUUAAAACAACCGUGAGAUGAUGGAUGUAAUGGAGGUAAAGAGAUGGGAUUGGUUAUUGGGAUUGGAUACAGAGAGAGGAAAGGAGUGAGGCUUUACUGACUGUCUAUGUAAGGUGCAGGUAAACUCUGAGAUUUUGAGCAUGUUAUGGGAUUUUCUGUUAUGUAUUAAUCAUAUUGUACAUUUAGAAAUAUUGUAGUGCUUCAAUAUAGAGCAAAAACUCUUCAUAUUAUGCCUGCUAUGCAGGCACAGGUACAUUACUAUCAUUAUAUUAACUAUCAUAUUAUUUUAUGAUUAUUAUUUUUAUGUUUGUAAUAGUAGUACUGAAAUUUAUUUACUUUAUCGUGAUGCUCCAUCCUUUCCUUUCCAUCUUAAAUAUAAAGCAGUGCUAUGAGUCUGCUAAUAUAAUUAAAUAUAGUUUUAUUCAUUAUAAUUUUUCAUGAAUCUGUAUUAUACUGUUGUUCCAAGAAGCAGAUACGUGAUUAGUUGAUGAGAGAAUCAUGUCAAACAGAAGCUCAAAGCAUGUCAAUGAGAAAUGUAUUAACUAAAAUAUCAAUGUUUUUCUUGACUUAACUAAUACAUGGUAAUUAAUAUAUGAAUACACUGGAUAAGUAUUCCUUAUUACUUUUAAAUAAAUCAUAUAAUCCUUAUAUUAA